Messenger RNA from Orbicella faveolata, 824 nucleotides. Its product is annotated as proteasome subunit beta type-4-like. The record is from RefSeq and is a predicted model, not a curated record. Gene Ontology annotation, cellular component: cytoplasm; proteasome core complex. NCBI's taxonomy places the organism in Eukaryota, Metazoa, Cnidaria, Anthozoa, Scleractinia, Merulinidae.
GGAAUGACUCAGGUAAAAGGAAGAGAAACAUGGCGGCAUUGAAUAUUCCUGGCUUUCAAGAACAACUAUGGGGUAAUGGGCCAUCUCCAGGCGCUUUUUACAAUUUCCCUGGAAAUCAAAAUGGCCCUAAAACUGCCGAGCAAAUUUCACCAGCGAAAAGAACUUUAUAUCCUACAACAACUGGUACGUCUGUACUGGGCGUGAAGUUUGAUGGUGGUGUUCUCAUGGCAGCUGAUACAUUAGGUUCCUACGGAUCUCUUGCAAGAUUCCGUGAGGUUUCGAGACUGACAGCUGUUGGAAAUAACACAGUUGUUGGUGGUUCAGGAGACUAUGCAGACUUUCAAUACCUUAAAUCAGUUCUGGAACAAAAAGUUAUUGACGAUGCCUGUUUAAAUGAUGGCCAUGGCUACACACCAAAGUCUAUAUACUCAUGGUUAACAAGAGUCAUGUACUACAGGCGUACACGGUUUGAUCCAUUGUGGAAUCAGGUUGUCAUAGGCGGUGUUCACAACGGUGAAAGUUUCUUAGGUUGUGUUGACAAGAUUGGUAUCGCUUUUGAGGCACCCACAAUAUCCACUGGAUUUGGAGCAUACCUGGCACAGCCAAUUCUUCGCGAUGCAUUUGAAAAGAAUCCCAGCAUGUCUCUAGAUCAGGCACGGCAAGUGAUCACCAGAUGUCUACAAGUUUUGUUUUACAGAGAUGCCAGAUCUCUAAACAAGUUUGAAGUGGCAGUAAUUACAAAGGAUGGUGUAGAUAUUGAACCAGUGACUAGUGCCGUGACUAACUGGGAAAUUGCUCCCAUGGUCAAGUAGGUUUCAGUUUUU